CUUAGCUGAAAGGGACCGCGUUAACAAAUCAGUGUUAUACUCCGUGAGCUGUGUGUUGUGAGUUAUCAGCUGUCUGUAACAGAGGAUGCAGCGUGAGAGCUAACAGAGGCCCCCCUGUUGUCUGAUGUGUGUCACAUUUCUAGCAUCUGAGUCAAGAUGAACAAUUACAGAAAGCAGAUGGCAGAGCAGUUCCUGAGUCAGGCCCUGGACAUCAUCUGCCUGCUGACCGGAGAGGAAUAUGUCAUUGUGAAGAAGAGUCCCUUCCACAGCAGCGUUCACCAGCAGAGCAGAGAGGUGCCUAUAAAGUGUGAUGAUGUUGCUGUGUAUUUCUCUAUGGAGGAGUGGGAGUAUAUAGAGGGACACAAGGAGCUUUAUAAGGAUGUCAUGAUGGAAACUUGCCAAGCAUUAUGGACUAUGGAGAUCCCAGGAAACGAGAGCUCAGAACUAACAGGUCACAGUGAUGAAAAUCUAUACACAGGAGCUGCAGAACUGGUACAGAAUAUUCAGCCAGUGGAGACCCCAUCAGAUGUCUCUGCAGAACUAACAGGUCACAGUGAUGAAAAUCUAGACACAGGAUCACAUGGAGACCUUGUACAGAAUAUUCAGCCAUCAGAUGUCUAUGCAGACGACAUUAAUACUGACGUAUAUGUUAAAACAGAAGAUCUGAGUGUAACGUGUCAGCUGAAAGCUCCAAUGCAAGAAAUGUGUUACAGUAACAAUGAAGGUGAAAACGAUGCUAAGAUUUCAUGUAACAUGGAAAAAACUGAAGAUCAGUGGCUAAGAAAUAUGCCAGAAGCUGCAGAGCGGGAAAUUUGUGCCAAUAUAAGUACAGGUGAGUGUGUGUGACAUGUCUGAGAGAUGCAGGGUGCAGGUGAGUGUACGUUUGUGACAUUUCUGUGGGACGCAGGGUGCAGGUAAGUGUAUGUGUGUGACAUGUCUGAGGGAAGUAGGGCACAUGUGAUUGUAUGUGUGUUAUAUGUCUGUAGAAAACAGUGCAUAGGUGAGUGUGUGUGUGUGAUGUGUCUGUGGAACAGUGAGUGUGUGUGACGUGUCUGUGGAAAACAGCACAGGUGGAGUGUACAUGUAUGACAUGUCUGUUGGAAGGAGGGGAUAGGAAAGCAGUUUACAUGUGUGACACUUCAGAGGGAUGUAGGGCAAAGUGAGUGUUUGUGUGUCAUGUUUGUGGGAAGCAAGACCCAGAUAUUGUAUGUGUGCCACAUGUGAGGGUUGCAGGGCAGAGGUGAGUGUACGUGAGAAAUGUGUCUGCGGGAAAUAGGACACAGGUGAGUGUACAUGUAUAACAUGUUUGAGGCACACAGGACAUAGGUGAGCAGUGACGUGCUGUCAUAGGAGGC
Bombina bombina (fire-bellied toad) is the source of this 1355-nucleotide messenger RNA. RefSeq names its product gastrula zinc finger protein XlCGF66.1-like. The transcript is spliced from 8 exons. The record is from RefSeq and is a predicted model, not a curated record. Gene Ontology annotation, biological process: regulation of DNA-templated transcription. Bases 157 to 846 code for a protein of 229 amino acids. Lineage: Eukaryota; Metazoa; Chordata; Amphibia; Anura; Bombinatoridae.